Prorocentrum cordatum is the source of this 4678-nucleotide messenger RNA. Lineage: Eukaryota; Dinophyceae; Prorocentrales; Prorocentraceae. The record is from the annotation of a GenBank genome assembly.
UCGCCCCGACACCUGGUCAAGUACACGAAGUCCCCCGUCGACAUCCACGUCAAUGCCGAACUACACCCGGUCAAGCUCACGAAACGCCACUCCUGCCCUGCCGUCCUACCGCUUCGACAUAGUGGCGGCCGGCCGCGCGGCGCUCCUCACGAUCACCAACAGCACGGGCAAGUACAGCAUGCAGAUCUUCAACAUCCACAACUACGACCUCAAGCCGCACGAGUUCUCUGCUAUACAGCGCACUUGGUCCAGUGGCCUGGCGCGGGCGCGUGACUCGUUACAUCGCAUCUUCCUGGGCGUCGGGGACUUCAACAUUGCCUCCCGUCCGCCAGUCAGUCAACGUGCGCCCUCUGACGCUACGGCGUGGCGCCUACGACCUGAUCACCGAUGCCAACUUCGGCAACCUGCGUGGCGCCGCCUAUUCGCUGCUGCCAUGGAGGUUGAAUCCCAAUGGCCGACUCACUACGACAAGUCCUGCAAGCAGCUGUCCACGAUCGACCGCAUCUUCUUGGGCAUCGACGCGCACGCCAUGCUUUCGGUCUCAACGAUCCUGACCACCGCGAGGGAUGCGAUGGAGCUCUCCGAGGCGGGCAUCAGUGACCACGCGCCCCUCGUCCUGCAGAUUACUGCCGCUCGCCGCGUCCCUCGAGACGAGCAGCCAAUCCCGACGCACCUCUUCAACCACAGGAAGUACCCCGAGGCCUACUCGCUCAUGCUGGACCACUGUGCCCUGGCGGGGGAAACGGCGGAAGGUCGUUGGAGAGCAGCGAAGCAGUGCAUGAAGCUUGCUGCGCGACGUGUUCGGGACGAACAGUUGAGGACCAACUUCUCCCUCCUCGUCAAGGACUCCACGGUCGAGACCUCGUACAUGGGGUUCAAAUCGGCGGCGCGAGCCGUUUGGCGACAGGACGCUGUCCUUGCGGGUAGGCUUCUCGACUCCUGCCCCGCGAUGGCUGCCCACCUCCAAGUUACCGACGGCAACGUGCACAUCGUGGACCCUAACAGCUUUGCCACUAACUUCGACGCCAUCGCCGAGCGGGUGCGCUCUCUGAGAAGGCAGGCGGCGGAGGCCGCAGCUCGGACCGCCAACGUGCGCGACAGCGCAGCCUGGCGGAGAGUUGAACGCAAGGCCGCCAGACAUGCGCAGCUCUGGGUUCCGCGGCGGCGUCGCAUGAUCCUCUCGGGCUUGCGCGUGGACUCCGCCCCGUGUGCCGCCAAGGACUCGCAGGUGGCUCAGCACGUGGUCACCGACCCCGCGGGCAUGAAGAUGACUGUGGCGAACUACUGGGGUGAGAUCUUCGCGAAGGUGCCGAAUUCUGAACAGCUCAAGACACUGGGCACAUUCUUGGACAAGCAUGCACCGAGGAACCCUGUGGUGGAACUUCCUCAACCUGCCCUUCACAACCUGGAACGAGCGGUCAGCAGGGCACCACCAAGCGCUGCGGGACCAUAUCAGCUGACGUAUGCAGCAUGGCGCCGCAGCCCUGGAGCUUUGCAGCAUCUCCAUGGGCUCAUGGAAGCCCUCUUCAACGACGGAGUUGCCCCGCUCGCCCUCAACUGGUCGAUCUUCAUAUGCGUCCCUAAGGGAACGGAGGAGGACGACGUCCCAGACUCCUGCACGCGCACGGCAUCCUCGGUGCGCACCCUCUCCCUCAAGAACUGCGACGCCAAGCUGAUUGCGGCCUGCGCGGAUCGAGGGCUCCAGCCUAUUGCCACUUCAUCUACUUCACCCGAGCAGAAGGGCUUCACUGCUGGGCGGCGUUUCGUCGACCACAUACCGUUCUUGGACGCGGAGUGCCGCAGGGAGGGCCUCCUUCCUGAUGCUGUGACCCGCCGCCCCAUGUUCCUGUCGUUCGACUUCCGCCAGGCCUUCCCAUCGCUCUUCAGGGAAGUCAUCGAGAAGGUCCUCCCGCGCUUCGGGGUCCCACUGGGCUUCCGCAACGUGAUCGAGGCGCUCUACAGCAACUGCCUCGCCUUCAGCUCCUUCCGUGCCGAGGGCACCAGUGCGGAGCUCGAGCCGUUGUUCGCGCUCAUGUGCGGUAUCAUGCAAGGAUGCCCGCUCUCUGGCACGGUCUGGUGCUUGGCGAUGGAUGCCCCCAUCCGUGCCCUGCUGGCGGCGAUCGCCGAGCAUGAAUCCCUCGCGGCCUGCGCGGACGAUCUCGGGAUGCUGAUCAAGAACGCGGUCGCCCUCCCGAGCAUUGACCACACCUUCGUCUCCAUAGAGCUCGCCUUCAAUCUGCAGCUGGCCUUGCACAAGUGCGUGCUGGUCCCGCUGUGGGAGGAGAUCACGGACGACACAUUGCAGAACGUCAAGUCCUUCCUCGCUGAGGAGGUCCCCCGCUGGAUGGGCUUCCGCAUCGACUCCUCGGCCAAGUACCUGGGAACUCACCUGGGCCCUGGCGUCACGGACUUCGGCAUCUGGAAGGCUGCGGCGGGGAAGUGGUGGACCCGCUGCUGGGAGCUGGCGCGCACGGGCAUGGCCACCAGCCUUGCGGCCCGCGCGUGCAACAUCAACGCGCUGCCGUGCCUGUCGUACCUUGCGCAGUUCUGCUUCAUCGUGCCCGCCAUCUGGAAGGUCGAGUUCACCUCCCUGCACCGCUUGCUGCGGUUGCCGCCGUCGUCCAUGCGCAAGGCUGACAUCCUAUCGUUGAGCGCGUGGUGUGGCUCACCGUCGCCAAUUGGCCUCUCCCCAUACACGAUCGCCGCGAUGAUGCGCUCGGCGGAGAACACGGUCCGUGGAUGGGAAGCUCACCUCCGCCACCUCCAUGAAGCUGCAGUGGAGCAUGUUCCGCUGACCGACGUGAUCAAGGGCAACUGGUCCCCACCGUGGUGGCGGACGAGGAGGGCGAUCGUGCAGAACUACGCCUUGAUCUCGGAUGCGUACGGCCAGCUCGACAUUCCCAGACCGACGCUUGACACGAUCGCGGUCCCGAUCCCGAGCAGGUUCAUCCAGAAGGCGAAGUCGGCGAUGCUCCUGGAGACGAAGGCGGCGGCCGCAGCCACUCCUCCCAGGAAGCCCAAACGACAGGCCACGGCCGCUGCUGUGCUCCGUGGCUCGCUGUACCCCGAGGACCUCGUGCCCACCUUCCACCGCCGGCUGCGCAGGUGGGGGGUCGAGUGCUCGUUGCCCGUGCUGCGCGAGAGAUGGCCUCCGCUGCGUAGCAAGCUGACGGAGGUCCGCCCUGCCUGGAUGUGGUCGUGGAUGCGCACGGCGGUCAAUGGCUGGACGACCUCGCGCCGCAUGAGCGCCGUCAUCGACGCACGCCCGUGCUUCUUCGGCUGCGACGACGAGGAUGCGCUCGAGCACUACAUCCACUGCCCGAUCCUUUGGGCGAUGGCCGCGGGCGACACGGGAGCGGACGCCAUCGGCAACGGCCUGGAGCUCCUCGGCUUCGGCGACGAGAUGUACCACUCGAAGCGGCCCAUCGCGGACUGCAUCUACACCGUCGGCCUCAUGUGCCAGUGCUACCACAUCCAGAAGUAUCGGAUGGACGUGGGCCUGGCCGUGGGCGCCGACCAGCGGGCUAGCGUGAGGCUGGCCGCGCUCCAUGCCAUGCAGGCGGAGGCCGCCGUCGCCAGGCUGUGGGACUGGUUGUCGGACGGCGGCGCUUGGCACGAGAGCGACGAGAAGGAGGAGGCCGGGGAGAGCGGCAGCGCAACCGACCGCGCUCCUGCCCUCACAGCAGCGCGGGGAGCGACCUCCCUGCCCACGAGCCGCCUUUUCCCAGCGCUGGCGGGACCGCUGCAGGAGGCGGCGCUGAAGGAGUACGAGGAGGCGCCCGACUCUGAGGAGCGGCACGCCGAGAGCAGCAGCACGACCGAGGAGCAGCACGGCAUCGGGAGCUUCGAGGGGGCCAUUGGCAUGGACUUCAUGGAGACCGACCUCAGGGCAGAGACCGAGCUGGAGUUCUUCGAUUCCGCUCAGCACGUGCAGGUGCACCUCGAGGAGAAGACCAUGGAGAGCAAGAUCGCUAUGGAAGACGACUACGCCAUGAUCGACUUUACGACGGCGGGCGCGUGCAUCGAGGGCAGCACGGGGUCCAGCGGCGACACCGAUUCCAAGUUCCCUAGCACUAUUGACGCAGGGAUCCACAACCACACGGAGCGGCAGCACGAGCAGAGGCACCUCGAGGUGAAGGUCACAACGAGCAAGGCCACGUUCUCCAAGUUGUUCAACGAUGCCGAUAUGGUGGGCCAGAUGGACACCAGAAUGACGGAGCGUGACUCGGAGCGCGACGGCAUCAGCUUCACGGACCAGGAGCUCGGUCAUGGCCACGCCCGCCCUCAUGAACGUGCAGAAGGCGCCGACGAUGUUCAUGAACAUCCAGCCGCUGCACGGCGUGUCAUCAAGGCGCUGAGCUGGGCCGACGUUCGCGACGACGGAGACCGCUUGGUCGACGGGAGCGUGGGCGACGCGCUGCCCGACGCCACAGACGAGAUCGUUGCGAGCGCACUGCCGCACGGCAGGAGCACGCACCAGCUGAGCCCCGAGGCGCUGGAGCAGCUCAGGGCCGCCUUGGCAAGGCCCUCUCACGAGGAGCAGGGAGUCGGCCGCAGUCAGCGUGGGCGCGGCCUGGCGGCGAGGCGCGGCGACUCCACGCACAUCUGGCGCUGGCCGUUUCGGCAGCGGCGCCGGCUGCCCUUUGCCCGUGCGGGGAGCGAGGCGCGGCUCUCUCCC